Molecule: messenger RNA, 165 nt
Organism: Bipolaris oryzae ATCC 44560
Lineage: Eukaryota; Fungi; Ascomycota; Dothideomycetes; Pleosporales; Pleosporaceae
Exons: 2
Coding region: 1-165 (54 amino acids)
Source: RefSeq, a predicted model, not a curated record
AUGAUACCUAAAGGCGCAAGUGAAAACGGCGAAGAAGCUGUCUACUCCUUCGAAGCAAGAAUUGAAAAACAGGGGAAGAUCGUUGACGAACAAGGAGAUCACCUCCUUAUUUACGGCGUCGAGUUUGGUGAUGAGCAGGCUCCACUAGACGUAAUGCUAGGCUAG